AUGGCGCAACCACCAGAACCUCGCCGGUCGCAGUCCUCGACAUCCCUAUACAAGAUGUACCACGGGCCGAACGGGGGUAUGAAUGGCCAACAGGUGGGAGAAGAAGAGCUCCAGAACCCCCGGCUGUUCUUUUGUAACUCAUUUUGGGGACCUGGCGAGCGGGGAUACGAUGUAAUCAUGGCGAGAUUGCGAGGAGCAGGGAGGACGGUUGAAGAAUUGCGUGCUUUUUGGAAGGAAAGAUCUGCUAUCGAAGAAGACUAUGCCAAAAGGCUCAACAAACUAUCGCGUACAUCACUUGGUCGCGAUGAAGUGGGCGACCUCGCCGACUCCCUCAAGCAUCUUCUCGCAGAAACAGCCCAACAAGCUUCAUACCACUCGUCUCUUGGUAACGAGAUCAAACAGACGGUGGAACACCCGACCUCGGAGCUGAGCGUGAGGAUGAACAACUUGAAAAAGGGGCUGCAGGCGGCAAUCGAAAAGUCGUACAGGAGUAAAGGCUUGCAGGAAGGACACGUGCAAAAGGCUCGUGAGAGGUACGAACAAGACUGCCUAAAGAUCAACUCUUACACCGCCCAAUCUUCCCUCACUCAAGGCAAAGAACUCGACAAACUUCUCUACAAGCUCGAAAGAGUCAAAGGCACAAUCGGCGCCAAUGAACACGACUUUUUGCAAUUUGUCAAGGUGCUUGAGGGCACUAGCAGCAAGUGGGAACAAGAGUGGAAGAACUUUUGUGAUCAUGUGCAGGACAUUGAAGAGGAUCGAUUGUCGGUAUCGAAGGAUCUCAUGUGGGUUUAUGCCAACGCAGUGUCGCAAGUGUGCGUUGAGGAUGACAGUUCGUGUGAGAGGAUUCGAGAAAAGCUCGAGCAGUUUGAGCCUGCCAACGACAUCAUCAACUUUGUCAAGGGUUGGGGCACUGGAGACCUGAUUCCUGACACCCCUCGUUUCAUCAACUACUCUGCUGGCGAGUCGUACCCUAUCCAGCCGGCCUACCAUGUCGCCAACUUUAUGCGCAUCUCGGCCAAACCGCCCAUGACUCUUACACCUGGGGAAGAAAUCCAGGAGCCAGCUGCGGAGCCAGAGCCAGAGCCUGAAGCUAUACCAGAACCCGAAGCAGAGCCCGAAACAGCCUUCAAUGCCAACGGUCUCUCCGAUGGGAUGAAGAGGACCACGUUGAGGGAUGAGCCUGUGAAAACUCCCGUUGCUGAGCCCGGGAAGCCAGCUACAAAGCCUCCCUUCGGCGGCGUCGCUCUUCCCGGUAUGUCCUCGGCUACAUCGCCUGCUCAAGAGAAGGGACCUUCGUAUGGGUCCAUGCCUCCUCCUCCUGUGCCCUCGACUUUGUCUAUGCCCGAACCUCGCGUACCUUCCCGUCAAAGCCAGGGUCCUCCUUCUCCUCGACGAGAUAUCAAUGAUGAGCAAGAUCCUAUGGCCAAGGCUCUGGCUGAGCUGCGCCGAGACCCGCCGCCUCCUAGCAGCGUCAGGAGAGCGCCCAGUCACAAAAGGGCAGAUAGUGUCGUGUCUGCUGCUGGAUCGGCUAGGGGUAGUGCAUAUGGAGGGGGCAUCAAGUCCCCAGCUUCGCCCGGACCAGGCAGGCACUCGUACCACCAAGGUUCCGUACCCGCGCAGUCGCGAUCGCCUCCUAUCGACUCUUCAUUAUCGCCUCCUCCUGGUGGUCAUACUGCUGCUGCCUUGGCCAGAUCCAUGGACGAGUUCAAGCACCACUCCGCCCAGAGUAACCGCAACAGCGUCAACUACUCCAACUUUGCGGACGACAUUGUCGGUUCUCAUCCCACUUCCCGACCUACCACACCUGUCAUGUCACCUAUCACUGGCCGCGGUCCUUCACCUGCCAUGAUGCAGGCUCCCAAACAACCUGCAACUCACAUCGCAGAUGAGGUACUUUCUCAGUACCACCAAGCGUUCCCUGGCGAACGCGAGCAGUCUAGGUCUAGGGCUGGAUCUGUCAUGUCCAACAGGUCUAGAAGUUCCUUCAUUGAGCCUCCUCAGCAGGCGCCCCCAUCCCCGAGUGCCCAGCCGAGACAAGGAUUCGUGGGUAUUGGCGCUGGAGGUGCCGCGCGCAGUCCCAGUCCUCAGCCAUCUUCGUUCCGCUCGCCCUCGCCGAGCCCUGCCAUCUCUCCCGGUGCACUUGGACCCCAGAAUUUGGGCAUCUCGCUGAACGCAAAGGGUGGAGUGGCGCAGGAUACUAUGGCGGAGCAAUACAGGCGGCAAUACCAGCAGCAGCAGCAGCAGCAGAAUCAGCCUCCACCUUCUGCUCCUGGUCCGCAGAUGGGCAGUUAUCUCGGGCAGGGGAGCUCCCAGUACGGUGCUUCCGCCGGCCGUGGUCCAUCGCCAGCGCCAUCCUCGCAGCCUGGGUAUGGCCAAAGAGGUUCCGUCUAUAGCGCGCCCAAAUCGCCUGUGGCUGCUUCGCCCAUUGUGGGGCCGCCUGCUGUCUCUAAUCGCCCCAUUUCCAACUAUGGCCAAUCUCAGCAGCAGCAAUACGAUCAGAACGCUGUACCGAGCCCUCACUCACCGUAUGCUCCAGCCUCUCAGCCGGCUUAUGGACAAUACGCCUCUUCCACUCAGGCGCCUUACACCCAGCAGGCUCCCGCUCCCGAGCCCAACUACUCCCAAAGACCCAACUCUGGCUAUAACCAAGGUGCUGCUUAUGGUCGAGGGCCUUCGCCUCAGCCUCAGCAGCAACCAAUGUACGCGCAGAAUCAGGGAUACCAAGGCCAGCAGUACGCGAGAGGAGUCAGUCCUGCUCCCGGGGCACAGUCCCAGCAGUAUCAGAGAGGCGUCAGCCCUGCUCCUGGUGCCCAAGCUCAGCAAUAUCAGAGAGGAGUCAGCCCCGCUCCUGCCCAGGCCCAACAAUACGCUCGUGGUGUGAGCCCUGCUCCUGGGGCUCAGCAGUACGGUAGAGGUGUUAGCCCGGUGCCCGGAGUUCAGUCAUACGGCUACGACCAGCAUCAGCAAGGUUACGGUCAACCUAGAAGGUCGCCCAGUCCGGUACCGAACCAGCCUCCCGCUAAUGCUACGCCCACCGGACAAUGGUCCACCACCGGUCUUCCUGUCUUGUUCUACGUCAAGGCGUUGUACACCUACGAAGCCAAAUCUUCUGCAGAGUUUGACUUCCAGGAAGGCGAUAUCAUCGCCGUGACCAGUACGCCCGAGGAUGGGUGGUGGUCCGGAGAGCUGUUGGAUGAAGCGAGGAGGAUCGCUGGAAGGACCGAUUUCCCAAGCAAUUUGUACGUCUUCUUCAAUCCCUUCUGUACAGACUACUGA
Molecule: messenger RNA, 3279 nt
Organism: Cryptococcus wingfieldii CBS 7118
Lineage: Eukaryota; Fungi; Basidiomycota; Tremellomycetes; Tremellales; Cryptococcaceae
Product: septation protein imp2
Exons: 5
Coding region: 1-3279 (1092 amino acids)
Biological process (GO): cytoskeleton organization
Cellular component (GO): mitotic actomyosin contractile ring, proximal layer; cell division site; cytoplasmic side of plasma membrane
Molecular function (GO): protein binding; phospholipid binding
Source: RefSeq, a predicted model, not a curated record